AUGGAGACCGAGCAAGAACAGAAACUGGAUGAGUUAUUCUACCGCGAUUCGCAGUGGAUAGCGGAUAAUGGUCGAUAUGUACACGAAAACAAUGUUCUAUUCUACUUCGCUCAAUCUCCAUUCUUCGACAGACAGUCAAACAACAAUUCCGUCUUCCUCCAAGCAAUCAGUGAUCCUCGCUUUUCUAAUUGGCUUGCAACCAGAGAAAACUUCGAAGCGCAGCUUCGCAGGAUUGCAGGUACGGAAUACGUCGUUACUCAUGAUCCGAUAGCCUCAAAGGUACGGUACAAGGACGGCGAGUUCUCGAACAUUUGGGUCAUCCAGAAGCAGGCCCGGAGGAAGAGACCAGGGCAAGAAGACGAGGUUACGCCGUUGGCCAUGUAUUACAUCGUUGGGGAUGCUAUCUACCAGGCGCCGACCAUUGCAAAAUUGAUCGGUAAUCGAAUGCUAUCAACAGUGACUUCCUUGAACAAGUUGCUGGCAACAGCGGCGCCUUUGCCUUUAUAUUCAGCAGCAUACGGUCACACAUAUCUCACGCCUUCGCAAAAGGCUUCGAAUCCUAAACAGACUGGGUUGUCUCAGCAAAGCAGAGAAGACACACCGAUGCCCGACGUUCAGUCAGCAACGCAGCCCAUGAAAUCGGCUUCUAACCAUGACUACUCAGAGUUCGAGGAUACACAAAUGUUUCUUGAGGCCUUGAACCUCUCAAGCCGCUAUGGUAAAGAGUAUAUGGACGAUGCUCCUCUUGUUGGCGAACCCGGCAAUUUCCGAACGUCAAAGGUGAGAGAUACAGCAGCUCCUCCGAAGGAAACCCCAUCCACCGAUAGACAGCCUUCUGCUCAAUCGAAGGAAAAGAGCCCAGCACCUUCUCCUCCGCCACCGAUCCAGACGGACGUGCCGCAAGCGGUUGGAAAGAAGUCAGCAAAAGGUGGCGAUCGAAGCCCCACGACGCCUGGUGGACGAGAGAAGCCUAAGCGAAGAAAGAGUAGGCCUGCUGUUACCCCUACAGAGGCCUGA
Messenger RNA from Endocarpon pusillum Z07020, 1017 nucleotides. RefSeq lists its product as uncharacterized. NCBI's taxonomy places the organism in Eukaryota, Fungi, Ascomycota, Eurotiomycetes, Verrucariales, Verrucariaceae. Bases 1 to 1017 code for a protein of 338 amino acids. Gene Ontology annotation, cellular component: core mediator complex; mediator complex. The record is from RefSeq and is a predicted model, not a curated record. Gene Ontology annotation, biological process: regulation of transcription by RNA polymerase II. Gene Ontology annotation, molecular function: transcription coactivator activity. The transcript has 3 exons.